AUGGUUACGCAGCGUGAUAGAGAACUAUUUAGGGAAGAUAUUCGCUCUCGAGGAACGAAGCUCAAUGCUGCCGAGCGCGAGAAUCUGCUAAGGCCAUAUCUGCCAGAUCCGUCUGACCUUCCACGCAAGCCACCUCAGCGGCGCAAGAAGGUUCCUCGGAAGACUCCAAUACGGACAUUUAUCAAGUCACAGUUGCAUCUCCUUACAUACACUGUUGUUCACAUCAUCUUUGGUAUCUUUUCUCGUCUCAUUUUGAGCUACUAUGCUGUUGUGGAUCGAAUCUUCGCCAUCGUCUAUUACCACCACCGAACGCCUGAGUUAAUACGAAAGGAUGUGAAAGGCCUAAAGCGCUUACCCGAACAUCUGAGCGUCAUCUUAUCACUGCGCAAAGAAGAUGAUGCCCUUGCAAUUCUGAUGGAUGAAGUGGCGGAGCUUUCAGCCUGGAGCGUGAGUUCUGGGAUACCUGUCCUAAGUGUUUAUGAGAAGACCGGUGUUUUGAAGUCUUGCAUCCCUGUCCUUCACCAAGCUAUCACGAGCAAGUUGUCAUCUUACUAUGGGUCUCCGGCGCAGCAACCUACACUGCAACUGUUUGCCCCACACCACCCUAUUUAUAAUACACAGCAAGAUGUUCCGCCGUCCGAUAGGCACAAUGCCAGUUCUCUCACAUUGCUUCUCCUGUCUGCCACUGACGGCAGGGAAACGUUUGUUGACUUGACCAAGACAUUGGCGGAGAUGUCACAAAGUGGUAAAUUGUCUCCAGAGGACAUCACUAUGGAAUUGGUGGAUGCAGAAAUCAUGAAGCCUGAGCCUGAUCUUCUCCUUGUUUUUGGUUCGUUUUUAAAGCUGGAUGGAUACCCGCCUUGGCAUAUCCGCCUCACUGAAAUGUACUGCACCGGUGGUAGGAAUAGCGGGAUAACGAAUUCCGACGAGGCUGUUGAGUACCACGGGUUCCUCAGGGGCCUAUGGCACUACGCCGGGGCUCAGAUGAGAUUCGGCCGUUGA
Molecule: messenger RNA, 1002 nt
Organism: Aspergillus niger
Lineage: Eukaryota; Fungi; Ascomycota; Eurotiomycetes; Eurotiales; Aspergillaceae
Exons: 3
Coding region: 1-1002 (333 amino acids)
Cellular component (GO): endoplasmic reticulum membrane; dehydrodolichyl diphosphate synthase complex
Molecular function (GO): ditrans,polycis-polyprenyl diphosphate synthase [(2E,6E)-farnesyl diphosphate specific] activity
Source: RefSeq, a predicted model, not a curated record